GUUGGUGGGAUGGGUCGGGGCAGCCGCUGCCGCUAACAGGUUGUUCUGGAAAGGAGCAAGUUGCCCAUCCCCACCCCGGGAGGGUCCUCCACAAUGGUGUCUGUUACCAUGGCCACGUCAGAGUGGAUCCAGUUCUUUAAGGAAGCUGGGAUCCCACCAGGACCUGCCGUUAACUACGCCGUGAUGUUUGUGGACAACAGGAUCCAGAAGAACAUGCUGCUGGACCUCAACAAGGAGAUCAUGAAUGAGCUAGGGGUGACUGUCGUGGGUGACAUCAUCGCCAUCCUCAAGCACGCCAAGGUGGUGUACCGCCAGGAUGUGUGCAAGGCGGCGACCGAGUCCAUGUCCUCCAGCCCUGGUGGCCUGCAGUCGGAACUGAGGCGUAGUGCCAACAGCGCGGCCACGCGGAUGAUCGCCAACAGCCUGAGCCGGGACUCACCCCCCUCCACUCCGGUGCGGCGGCCCGAGUCUGCCACUUCUAAGAUCUCCGUCACCGUGUCCAACAAGAUGGCAGUGAAGAACGCCAAGGCCGCAGCUGUGGCCGACUCUGUGGACGAGAGCCCCGACGUCCCAGUGAAGCGGCGCCGGGUGACGGCGGAGAUGGAGGGGAAGUACAUCAUCAACAUGCCCAAGGGGACCACUCCGCGGACACGCAAGAUCCUGGAGCAGCAAGCCGCCAGGGGACACCAGCGGACGUCCGUGUUCGACCGGCUCGGCGCUGAAACCAAGGCGGACACCACCAGUGCCAACAAGCCCACCGGGGUCUUCAGCCGCCUGGGGGACGCCCUGGAACCCGAGGAAGAUCGGGUGGCCGACAGCGACGACGACAGUAGCUCGGUGCUGCAGUACGCCGGAGUCCUCAAGAGGACGUCCAAGCUCCUGCCCAAGGACAGUCCCAAGCCCGGCGUCCCCGUCAAGGCCAAGGCCACCAGCUCCCAAGCCAAGCCGGCCGCCCCCACCCUCCGACGGCUCGACGCCGGGCAGGGGGCACCGGAGAGGAAGGCCAAGCCGGUCGCCAAAGUCAGCGUGGUCCAGAGACUGGGCAAAGCGGCCCCGCCCCCCGAAGCCCAGGACUGCAGAGUGACCAGCACCAAGAGUAAGUCCCCGGCCAGGUUCCGGCUCAUCAUUCAGAGAACCGUGGCGUCCGCGAGCGUCAGCAGCAGCAGCGGUAGCGGCAGCGCCAGCGAGGGUCACAGUGCCCAGAUGGACAACACGGGCCCCGUGAGCGUGUUCAAGAGACUCGGACGCAAGAGCAACUAGCCCCUCGCUGGCUGCCCCGCGGCCUCGCUGGACUCUGUCUGCGCUGCCCUCGGCCCCUCGCGGCCGCCGCACCUCUUCAGCUGCGCAACCUGGGCCUGGCUCGGCCUGUUCCCCUCCCCAUCCUUGACGGUAGCGCCCUGGGUGGGCCAGCCUGGACCGAGCCAGCCGGGCUGAGGGGGCCUUUAGCCCGGCCAGCCUGGACCGAGCCAGCUGGGCUGAGGGGGCCUUUAGCCGUGCUGGGAGGAAGGUGUCAGGGAAAGCAGCCGGGCUGUGGCCAGGCCUCCACGCAGGCGCUACUGAGUGCCUGGAGAUUUUCAUGGGCCCGCCUGGGGUGGGACUUCACUUCCUAGCAGCCUUUAGAGGUCACCGUGUGUGGCCAGCACGCACUCCCUCUCCCCCCAGCACCCCUAAAGAGAGGCCCACUCAGUUUACUUCUGGACCCAUUCAGCCCUGCUCUAUUCUGGGCGAAAAGGGUGGGGUUGAAACUAGCCACGGUAGAACCUGUGGACCACCUCAUUUUAACCUCCUCCUCCUCCUCCCUCUCCUUCUCUUCCUCCCCACCAAAUACUUGGGCCACUGCAGUAGCCUGGGGUACAAGGGCCCUCCACUGCGCUCCCUCUGGCCCGGUACCCGCCCCUGCAAACCGCCGAAGCAGGUGGUAGAGACGGACUUUGGGUUGGGUUUGGGCCGCUUCCCAGAACGAAUCCACCCCCUCCCCCUGGGAUGUCUUCUCCCUGGGUCCCCAGGGAGAGCGGGGCAACCGAGGGGAGAGGUGCCCAGUGGUGCUCUUCACCCUGGCCACGCUGGGUACCCUGGGCGUUUGUCCCAGGGGCUUCUUGGGCCCUGACAUUGGUGCCUAGCCCUUCGGUGGUCUCUCUGUGACAGAGGGUGGGGAAGCUCCUCUGCACACUCCAGGGGUGGCAGUGGUAGGCGGAGGGCACCCGGCAUCCCUGCCCCAUGCAGUCCUUCUCCCCGCUAACCCGCCGAGCCAGCUGUGAAGUGGGAGGGCAGGUGGGCCGGCGGGCGGUGGUUCCCCGUGGGGAGGGGGCGGACCGAACGGCCCCUUCCCUGCCCCCCAACUUUGCUCUCUCCUGCCGACCUGCCUCCUUCACACUCAUUUCUCUUCUGUUUCUUGUGCCGCUGGGAAGGCCCGCCCACCCGCCGCUCCCUGCCCACCACCGUCCGUCCGUUGGAGCGCCCUCGCCGCCGCCGCCCGUGGCGCCCGGCUGCUCGGAA
Molecule: messenger RNA, 2496 nt
Organism: Tachyglossus aculeatus (Australian echidna)
Lineage: Eukaryota; Metazoa; Chordata; Mammalia; Monotremata; Tachyglossidae
Gene: C26H19orf47
Product: chromosome 26 C19orf47 homolog
Exons: 9
Coding region: 94-1260 (388 amino acids)
Cellular component (GO): nucleus
Source: RefSeq, a predicted model, not a curated record